Labrus bergylta (ballan wrasse) is the source of this 435-nucleotide messenger RNA. NCBI's taxonomy places the organism in Eukaryota, Metazoa, Chordata, Actinopteri, Labriformes, Labridae. The record is from RefSeq and is a predicted model, not a curated record.
CAGAGGUCAGACAUGUCACACAUUAACGCCACUGAGCUGCAGUCGCUCCUGCUCUCCUUCCUGCAGCAUUGCCUCAACAGCUCAGGCGUGCUCUUUCCGCCGAUACCUCAGAACUACACUACCCAGCAGGCUUUGCAUCAGUCGACAGGAGCCAGGGCCCACUCUCAGUCUCAGGGCAUGAUGUACAUCUUUCUGGUGGUCGGCAUGUUCAGCUUCUUCACGUUCGGCAUCAUGCUAAGUUACAUUCGCUCCAGGAAGGUGGAGAGCUCUCAGGAUCCGUAUCACCAGUACAUCGCCCACGACUGGACCAAGGUGGUGACUCCGUCCAGGGCCGUCACCGAGGCUCUGCACAGGGAGGCAGCAAGCCCCAGAGCCAGCAGCAAGGAGCCCGUCAUCAUCUGUAACCCGGCAACCCUGGAGCAGCUGCCAGACUAG